Messenger RNA from Mesitornis unicolor (brown roatelo), 333 nucleotides. RefSeq names its product cleavage and polyadenylation specificity factor subunit 5-like. Gene Ontology annotation, cellular component: mRNA cleavage factor complex. The record is from RefSeq and is a predicted model, not a curated record. Lineage: Eukaryota; Metazoa; Chordata; Aves; Mesitornithiformes; Mesitornithidae. Gene Ontology annotation, molecular function: mRNA binding.
AUGCUGUAUCACAAUGAUUUAAAUCUAGCUUUCUAGUUAUGCAGUUGUGUGUUUUCCUCCCCCUGCAGGUAUCCUCUGACAAACUACACGUUUGGCACAAAGGAGCCCCUGUAUGAGAAGGACAGUUCGGUGGCAGCUCGGUUUCAGCGCAUGAGGGAAGAGUUUGACAAGAUCGGCAUGAGGCGGACAGUGGAAGGGGUUCUCAUUGUACAUGAGCACAGGCUGCCCCACGUGCUGCUGCUGCAGCUGGGCACAACAUUUUUCAAGCUACCUGGUGGUGAGCUCAACCCAGGAGAAGAUGAGGUAGAAGGCCUCAAACGCUUAAUGACAGAG